Messenger RNA from Striga hermonthica, 291 nucleotides. Lineage: Eukaryota; Viridiplantae; Streptophyta; Magnoliopsida; Lamiales; Orobanchaceae. The record is from the annotation of a GenBank genome assembly.
AUGGGCAAAGGUCUGAAAUCCCUUUCUUUCGUCGCGUUCGUUCUUCUUCUUCUUCUUCUUUUUUCCUCUGUUCUCUUUGUCACCAUCGAUGCUCGUCCUAUCAAAACUUUAGUAGAUCAAGAAAACACGAUAAAUAAUAAUGAGAUUACGAAGGUUUUGGAUAUGCUACAUUUGGAGGCUGUAAAAAAUGGAGGGCCUAGUCGUGGUGGAGACGGGCAUGCUUCAACAAGUGUCGUAACUCUCGAGGGAAUGAUCAAGCAAUCGGGCCCAAGCCCUGGAGAUGGACAUUAA